AUGCCGCAGAAGGAAGAGCUUAUGCGUUUAGAAGAGGUUGUUCUUCCACAGGAUGAUGAUGACGAUGAUGAAAAAUAUCAGUACGAAACAGUCAGCGGUGAAAAGUUUGGACUGAGUGAUGAUGACAACGACGAUGAUGAUGAAGAAGACUUUGCCGCAGUACUACGAAGCUUGAAUCGUGAUGCAGGACACGACACGAUGGCCUCGGUGGACAAUUAUUUCCCCUCCUCCGACGCCAUUACUUCUGUAGAUCGCAAUGUUGACGAUAGCUCCAAGCAAGCGACGAUGAUACCUGUCCAUGCACAAGUACGACCAUCGGUUGUCGACGAUUUCAUCCGAAAUUUUUUGAUCAAGCUUGGACUUUCACGUACACUAGAUAUGUUUAACCAUGAAUGGUACGAGUUCAUUGCGAAAGGAAAGUUGUGUGAAGACGAAGUCGGUGUUGUGCCCGAUAUCUAUGUGCGCAACCAGGCUCUUGACGAUCAGGUGAAGGAGUUAAGGCGUCAGCUGGAUGACACCCGAAAGAUUACCGAAAAGGCCAAAGGCACAUGGGAUAAAUUUCGUCAUCAACGUGAUGUUCACAAGAUGCAUCAUCAGCGAGUAAUGCAAGAGAAGGAGGCGCUGGUCACCAAGAUUCAUAAGCUCGAGAAGCAUAUGGGUGCUUAUGAGCCUUUGAUUCAGGAGCUUAAAGCCAAGUAUGAAAAUUCAACCAAAGAGAAGAUGCUUGCUCGUAUCGAACGGGAUCGACAAGUAGCCAGGGCAGAGGCUUUAGAAAAUCAAAUUAAACUUCUUACGGGUGCUUCGACAGCAACCAACUUGUCAAAUGUAAAAAGUAAACAAGAGACUCAAGCAGGGCCGCUUAGCGGCACCGCUUCAACUACGGAUGGACUAUCAUCGUCAAAGACUAGCUCGAAAGGGCAAAAGAAAAAGAGCAAGAACAAACGUGACGUGCUUGAUACUAAGCUGCCUAAAUCUGACGCUAUAAAUUUAUUUGCCGACAAACACUUCGAGCCCGUAAAUCCCGAAGUCGUGGAACUUGCUCGGAGCUGCCAGGCGCACGCCAAUUCAGUGGCAGCAGUGGCAUUUCACCCAAAAAGUCCCAUGGUGGCGACUGUUUCGGACGAUGAGACUUGGAAACUCUGGUCGGCACCUUCUGGGGAACUCAUCAUGAGCGGUGAAGGUCACCGUAGCUGGCUAUCCAGCGUCGUGUUUCAUCCGCGAGGGACGCAUCUGGCAACGUCAUCGGGAGAUAAUACUGUUAAGAUCUGGGACUUCGUUGGCGCUACUUGUUCUUUAACGCUUACAGAUCACUCGCAUCCCGUUUGGGAGAGCGCGUUUCAUCAUGAUGGAGACUUUCUUGUUAGCGCUUCAAUGGACCAUACAUGCAAGUUGUGGGAUUUGCAAUCUGGACGUUGUCGCCGAACAUUUCGUGGCCAUGUGGACUCGGUCAACAGCGUUUGUUUUCAGCCGUUCUCUACAAACAUUUGCACAGGCUCAGGAGACAAGACGGUUUCUGUUUGGGAUUUACGAUCUGGUCUCUGCGUGCAAACUUUUUACGGUCAUCAGAAUGCUUGCAAUAGUGUGGCCUUUGCGCUUGCUGGUGAUAUCAUAGCAUCCUGUGACGCUGACGGUUUCAUCAAGGUCUGGGACGUCCGCAUGGUAGCUGAGCGUAGCUCACUUGAUGGCGGGCAGCAUCCGCUGAACAGUGUUGCAUUCGAUCGAAGCGGAAAGGUUUUGGCGGCGGCCAGUGACGAAGGGUUCGUCAAACUUUUCAGCAUCAAAACAGAAUCAUUUACAACGAAUCUUAAAGGCCAUGAAGGUCCAGUCCAGUCUGUCAGGUUCGACCCUAAUGGUCGUUUCUUAGCAUCAUCCAGUUCUGACUGCACAUUCCGGCUCUGGUCAAUUUAA
Messenger RNA from Plasmopara halstedii, 1908 nucleotides. RefSeq names its product U4/U6 small nuclear ribonucleoprotein Prp4 (contains WD40 repeats). Gene Ontology annotation, molecular function: protein binding. Bases 1 to 1908 code for a protein of 635 amino acids. The record is from RefSeq and is a predicted model, not a curated record. The transcript is spliced from 2 exons. NCBI's taxonomy places the organism in Eukaryota, Oomycota, Peronosporomycetes, Peronosporales, Peronosporaceae.